This is a messenger RNA of Bipolaris victoriae FI3, 1185 nucleotides long. RefSeq lists its product as hypothetical. Bases 1 to 1185 code for a protein of 394 amino acids. The transcript has a single exon. The record is from RefSeq and is a predicted model, not a curated record. NCBI's taxonomy places the organism in Eukaryota, Fungi, Ascomycota, Dothideomycetes, Pleosporales, Pleosporaceae.
AUGCCUGCGCCCCACCCGGACGAGAUACGACGAAGAUUACAAGUCGCGGAAGCAUUAGAGGGCGGUCUGGAUACUUCAAAACUGCCACUCCCUGUAUCCCAUUGUCAUACCAACGUGAGCGCGAAAACUUUUGGCGAUGGGCCUCCUCGUUAUUACCAACAGCUACAGCCGCAGCGGCACACUCUUAGUAGCAAUCUGGAGGUGAAGAAUGAGCCCGGUUCACCUGAGUAUGCCUCUAUCCGGGCUGCUCCGUUAGCUGCGGAUCGUCCUGUUUUUCGGUAUCCCGUACAAGCCGAAAUUUCCCAGCCACGAAAACUCAUCCUGUCCGCUGCCGCCAAUCUCCAAAAUGUUCCUGUUCAAAGACAGGGAUUUUAUGCUUCAUUCGCUCGUCGCAAAAAUAUCCUUGUCGCUCUCCUCGUAACGGGGACUCUGAUCUUGACCUUUAUGCAAUCUUGGCCGUUGCAUUUAGACUGGCAACCCGGGCUGCCUAUAUUUCCCGAUGGAUGGAAGACAAAUCACCUGGAUACUUACACCAAACUUGUCACUGAUAUUCGUUUACGCGUUCUUGAACUAGACGUUGUGGAUAUGGUUCGAACCGCGAACACUUCGACUGCACUCGCGGCUGAGGCAGAGUACCAGUCUGCCUUUUACAUUUACUCGAACGCCUUUCGAUCCGUUCAGAAAGCCAGCCCACGUCGACGGAGAACAGAUGCGCUCUUGUUCUUACUUAAUGCCUUCGAUGAGUUAGAAAGAAGGGUUAAUCUCACGAUCAGGUUGCUAGAUGAUGCAAAGGUGGAUACCAACCGUGCCCUUAAUGCCACUCGUCAGCAUCACAAGGACCAAAUUUCUUCCAGCUCUGCAUACGUUUCGGAAGCUACUAAUCCUAGAAAAGCAUCGCCAAUUCUUCAACGGCCAGAACAACAGAUUGAAGCAUACAAAAGCCGUAUUACAGAACUCGCAGAAGCGAUCGCAUCCAUUGGCACACUGCAAAUAGUUAUUGAUAACCAGGGUAUGAAGUGGAAAAAGUUCCAGUUUGAGUUGCAGCGAAUACGAGUGGUUGUUUGUACGUGGCAAGAAGCUCGGAGGCUUGCGACAGUGCGAGAGUAUGAGGCAAUGGUCAGUCAGUUCUGUAGAGCUACGUUAGAGGUCAUUGGUUCGCUGUAUAUUCCUUUAUGUCUGGGAUAA